Messenger RNA from Saprolegnia parasitica CBS 223.65, 957 nucleotides. Its product is annotated as CAMK/PHK protein kinase. Gene Ontology annotation, cellular component: cytoplasm. The coding region runs from base 1 to 957 and encodes 318 amino acids. The record is from RefSeq and is a predicted model, not a curated record. Gene Ontology annotation, molecular function: protein serine/threonine kinase activity; ATP binding. Lineage: Eukaryota; Oomycota; Saprolegniomycetes; Saprolegniales; Saprolegniaceae. The transcript has a single exon. Gene Ontology annotation, biological process: protein phosphorylation.
AUGAACCGCGUCCUCGCUUGCUUUCGGUGCUGCCGACGAAGGCCGCCGCCGCCAGACGGAGAGCUCUGCACAAUCCUUCGCAGCGACAUUGCAGCGGACUACGAUCUCCUCGACACCAUCGGCCAGGGCAAAACGUGUGUUGUGGUGCGCGCCAAAGCCAAAGCAACCGGCCAUGUCGUUGCAGUCAAGCGGGUUGCCACAGAGUACUUGAGCACGCCGAGCCGCGUCGAUGCACUCUCAACCGAGCUGCGAGUGCUCUCAUCUGUGCGCGGGCACCCGCACAUGCUGUCGCUGGUCGCCGUGUACCAGGACGACGCGUUCGUCUCGAUCGUCACCGAGUACAUUCCGGCAGGUCACGUCUUUGAUGUCUUCCAAGAGCAGUCGAGCGUCACGGAGCACACGAUCCGGUGCAUUGUGCGCGAGGUCGUGGACGUGCUUGUCGAGCUGCACAAGAAGGGCAUCACCCAUCGCGACAUCAAGCCCGAGAACAUCCUCCUCGACGCAGCGGGCCACGUGCGCGUCAUCGACUUUGGCAUCGCGCACACCGACAAGAACAUGACGGGGCUCAACGGCACGGGACCGUUCCUCGCGCCCGAGGUGUUUUCGUCCACGUACUCGAGCAAAGUCGACAUUUGGGCGCUGGGCGUCACAACGUUCGUGCUCCUCACGGGCCACUUUCCGUUCGAAGCGCCCUUUAUGUCGCAGAUGGAAGACAUGAUCCGCCUCGGGCAGUACAGCCUCCCGUCCGGCGCCCAGCUCUCGAUGCACGCGCAGUCGUUCGUUGCGACCUGUCUUCUCACCGACGCCGCCAAGCGGCCCUCGGCCAAGGCCCUCUUGUCGCACCCAUGGCUCAACCUCAAUACGACGCUCGUCGAGUACUCGACGCCGUUGCCACAGCUGCCGUGCCUCCACGCGUACAGCACCCACGGACGGUGUCGACACCAGCUCACGCGGUGA